AUGGCACCACCCACACACACGCAGCUGCACGAAACAAACAUCCAGAGUGGCAGCCAAUUGUCAUCACCCAACGCAUCCAGCUCCGAUAAAGAGAAUAGUCGACGACGUGCGAACAAGAGAAAUAUGACCGCGAUGCCAUCCUCGCGCCCACAGAGCAAACGGCAACGACUGACCGACCGCAACCCAAACUCCCAGUCUGGGCAGUCAUACAAUGACACUAGAUACUAUGACCCUGAUCAGGAUCCCGAAGAGCGUCGAAUCGUCAGGAAGGGAUUAAGAGACCUCGGAAGGGAACUAAAUGACACCCGAGGCGAGCUCAUGCAGCCUGGAAAUGAUGGUAUUUUCAGCAUUGUCGAACAAGCGAAUCAGUUCUACGAAAACGUGAAACAGACCUCCGACGCCACGCUAGACUCACGCCUCCUAGUUAAUGCCGCCGAUUUGUCACACAAGAAAGCAACACAGCUUGCUCUCGGUGAAACAACUGCUGGUAUUGAUGUAGAUGAGUUUGUCUCCAAGUGUAUAUCGUUUAUGCGACGCGGCCCAAAUAACGCGACCUCUUCAGCAAACGGAACCCAGGGACGCCGCGGGCGCUUCAGUCGAAGCCAACGGGACCCGGAAGCCAGCGAUGAUGAUGAUUCCGGCGAUGCGAUGAACUGGGACACGCUGGGUCGAUUGGCCUGUGCUCCUUAUAAUGCUCGACCAGCCGUGUCCGGAUGGUUGUUGGGCCCGCUAUCGUUACAAAAACGUACGCGGCAGGUCAGUCAGCGGAGAGCGCGAGAGGAAAUUGAUCCGAGGCUGGCCGUGGGCCCCUCAGAAUUGGCACAGAAAGACCUCGGCGGACAGGAGAACGCGAAUCUUACAACGAUCUGUUCCGAGAUCAACAAAUUGUUGGCGCGCACCCAAGUGCAGGGUCUGGAGAAAGCUGAAGCUGCUCUCCGUCGCUUAGGAAACCCCACCCCAGAGCAAGCCCAGGAUAUCAUGGCUGCGCACAACGUGGCAGAUGAUGGCGGCGUUCCCUUGUUUCGUUUCUGCAUCAACAGGAGGUCGUUCGGCCAAAGCGUAGAAAACUUGUUCUACGUGAGUUUCCUGGUUCGGGAUGGCACAAUAGGUGUGGACACCGACAGUCGAGGGUUGCCGACCCUUCACGCGGCGGAACCAUUCGCCCCCAAUGAAGCCCAAAGGAAGGGUUUACAAAAACAUCAAUCUGUGUUUAGUUUGGAUCAUGAAACAUGGUCAGAUAUCUGUGAAACAUUCGAGCUUGAGGACUCGAUCAUUUCUCACCGCGAAGAGGUCGAGGGAGAGACCAGCACAAGCUGGUAUUCCUAG
Messenger RNA from Penicillium bovifimosum, 1326 nucleotides. RefSeq lists its product as uncharacterized. Gene Ontology annotation, cellular component: nucleus; Smc5-Smc6 complex. The transcript is spliced from 3 exons. Gene Ontology annotation, biological process: DNA repair. The record is from RefSeq and is a predicted model, not a curated record. Lineage: Eukaryota; Fungi; Ascomycota; Eurotiomycetes; Eurotiales; Aspergillaceae. The coding region runs from base 1 to 1326 and encodes 441 amino acids.